Molecule: messenger RNA, 807 nt
Organism: Acyrthosiphon pisum (pea aphid)
Lineage: Eukaryota; Metazoa; Arthropoda; Insecta; Hemiptera; Aphididae
Product: plexin domain-containing protein 2
Exons: 7
Coding region: 1-807 (268 amino acids)
Source: RefSeq, a predicted model, not a curated record
AUGAAGUACAAUUUUUAUAAAAUUUCCACACAAGAUAAGACUUUUUUAGAAACCGAUAUAAUUACACUUCCAAGUGUACGAAUAAAAAGAUUAGCUGAAUCGAGUGUAACUAACACUAGUACUACUACUCAACAAAAAAAUAUUUCUAUUCAAGCAAUCAUAGACAAAAACAAUGGAACAAAACAAACAAAACAAGAAACAAAUACAUUAAACACUUCACUUGUUCUGAAUGACACUGAUAAAAUUUUUGGAAAGAAUUUAACUUCAGUGACUCAUGAACCUCCAAUUCAAGCGAGUUCUGGAAAUAUAAGUUAUAUAGGAACACCCACGCCUAUAUCUCUGCCAGAUUCUCAUAUAUACUACAAUAGUACAACAAUUAACAAUAUCAACGUAUUUAAUGAUUAUUGGGUUGAUUUGGAGAACCAUCCAGAUGCAAAUAUUCAUGAUAUGUUAUCAGAUUCUCAUCGCAGAGCUGCAACUAUCAACUUGAAGUUUCAGUUCCCUUUCUAUGGACAUCUAUUAAACUCUACUACAAUUGCAACUGGAGGUUUUUUAUAUUUAGGAGAAUACAUUCAUUCGUGGUUAGCAGCCACUCAAUACAUAGCGCCUUUAAUGGCCAAUUUUGAUUUAAGUUCAUCAAAUCAUUCAAACAUUUAUUACAUGGAAAAUGGUACUGCACUAACAGUAACUUGGCACAAUGUCACUUUACAAGAUAAACCUAAAGUCGGAGGAUUCACUUUUCAAACAACUUUACAUUCAAUGGAAAUAUUGUUGGCGUAUUUAAGACUUCACUUCAUGGGAGGUUGA